Molecule: messenger RNA, 1509 nt
Organism: Aspergillus oryzae RIB40
Lineage: Eukaryota; Fungi; Ascomycota; Eurotiomycetes; Eurotiales; Aspergillaceae
Exons: 6
Coding region: 1-1509 (502 amino acids)
Biological process (GO): transmembrane transport
Cellular component (GO): membrane
Molecular function (GO): transmembrane transporter activity
Source: RefSeq, a predicted model, not a curated record
AUGGAGUCCGAAAUGUCACCAAAGGCGAAGGCAGAAUACAACCUUGGCGACGCCGAAGCAGACCAGGGGAUCGGUCAAAUCGACCAUGUCAAACACUAUGGUAUCUGGUCUUGUCAGCGGAGGCCCGCCUGCGCUAAUCUAUGGCUUUAUAAGUCGGACAAUGAUCCCUUGUUGGAGUAUAACUGGACUAAUAAUUCAUCAGUUUCCUUCAUCGGCUCACUCGCGACUGCAGCUUCUCUUGCGGAAUUGGCAUCUAUGUUCCCCACUGCAGGAGGCCAGUACCACUUCAUCAGCAAGAUGGCUCCGUUGCGCAUCGUGAAAGGCCUGAGUUGGGUUGUCGGCUGGAUCACCACUUUCGGGUGGAUCGCCGUUGCAGCAAGUGCCCCCUUUCUAUCCGGUACAAUGAUCCAGGGCUUGUUAGUCUUGAACUACGACAGUUAUGCGUUCCAGAGGUGGCAUGGCACAUUGAUAUACUGGGCAAUAUUGGUAAUCUCGGCGAUUGUGAACAUUCAGGGAAGUCGUGUGCUUCCCGUAGUAGAAAAUCUCUCGCUGGGUUUCCAUGUGGUAGCAUUCAUAAUUGUUUUCGUCGUGAUAUGUGUGGUAUCGCCCACAAAACACGUACCAGAAUUUGUAUUCGUGGACACUAUCAACAAUUCCGGCUGGGGAAAUAAUGGUAUCGCUUGGUGUGUGGGUAUGCUGUCUAGCUGCUAUGUCCUUGUUGGAUACGAUGCAGCUAUUCACUUGUGCGAAGAGAUGAAAGAUCCCAGGACAGAUAUACCACUCGCCAUGGUCGGCGCUGUACUAAUCAAUGGAACGAUGGGGUUUGGCUUUCUGGUAGCCAUCCUAUUCUGCAUGGGGGAUCUAAAAUCUGCCCUUGACACAACAACCGGCUAUCCCAUAAUUGAGAUAUUCUAUAAUAUCACCGGAAACUCUCGUUCUGCAACCGCAUUGUGCAGCACUAUAGUCAUUAUGGCUGGGCUAGCAUCAAUCCCGUUACUUACUUCAGCUAGUCGCAUGGUUUGGGUUCUUGCAAGAGACAAGGCAUUACCUGCUACUACUUGGUUAUCGAAAAUGGAUGAGCGACGACAAAUUCCCACCAUUGCCGUUGCAGUUACGUCUUUUCUUUUAGGGCUGUUGGGCCUCAUCAAUAUCGGUUCCACCUCGGCUUUCAACGCCAUAGUAUCGUUGGCAGUGUUUGGACUUGAGAUAUCAUAUCUCAUACCAUUAUGCUUCCUACUUUAUCAGCGAACGGUAUUCCCUGAAAGUAUUACUCCCGGUCCAUGGUCAAUGGGUCGUUAUGGGAUAGGGGUCAAUGUCCUGUCAAUUUGCUUUCUUGUGUUUACUUGCAUAUUUUUGCUGUUUCCACCAUAUCAGCCUCUUACAGCGGAAAAUAUGAACUACGCUUGCUUGGUUUUUGGUUCCGUGUGUAUUUUCAGUGGCGUUUAUUGGCUAUUCAAAGGUCGGUCGGUGUACGAGGGCCCUGUCCUCCCGGAUUUUGAAAAUUUGUAG